CAAGCUCAGGCGCCGCGCCCAGGAGGCUGCCGCUCUGGCUCGCCGCCCCCCGCCGCCGCUCCGCAUCGGGCAUCCGCCGCCGCACCGCGGGCCAUGGACCUGCCCAGAGGCCUCCUGGUGGCCUGGGCACUCAGCCUGUGGCCAGGGUUCACGGACACCUUCAACAUGGACACCAGGCAGCCCCGGGUCAUCUCUGGCUCCAGGGACGCCUUCUUUGGCUACACGGUGCAGCAGCACGACAUCAGCGGCAAGAAGUGGCUGGUUGUGGGCGCUCCAUUGGAAACCAACGGCCACCAGAAGACGGGAGACGUAUACAAGUGUCCGGUGACCCAUGGGAACUGCACCAAGCUCAACCUGGGAAGGGUCACUCUAUCCAACGUUUCCGAACGGAAGGACAACAUGCGCCUCGGCCUGAGCCUGGCCAGCAACCCCAAGGACAACAGCUUCUUGGCCUGCAGCCCCCUCUGGUCUCACGAGUGUGGGAGCUCCUAUUACACCACAGGGAUGUGCUCGAGAGUCAACUCCAACUUUAGAUUCUCCAAGACCGUGGCCCCAGCUCUCCAAAGGUGCCAGACCUACAUGGACAUAGUCAUUGUCCUGGAUGGCUCCAACAGCAUCUACCCCUGGGUGGAGGUCCAGCAUUUCCUCAUCAACAUCCUGAAGAAGUUUUACAUUGGCCCGGGGCAGAUCCAGGUUGGAGUCGUUCAGUAUGGAGAAGAUGUGGUACAUGAAUUUCACCUCAAUGACUACAGGUCUGUAAAAGAUGUGGUGGAAGCUGCCAGCCACAUUGAGCAGAGAGGAGGGACCGAGACCCGGACAGCAUUUGGCAUCGAAUUUGCUCGCUCAGAGGCUUUCCAGAAGGGCGGCAGGAAAGGGGCCAAGAAGGUGAUGAUUGUCAUCACGGAUGGGGAGUCCCACGACAGCCCGGACCUGGAGAAGGUGAUCCAGCAAAGCGAGAGGGACAACGUGACAAGAUACGCUGUGGCCGUCCUGGGCUACUACAACCGCAGGGGGAUCAAUCCAGAAACUUUUCUAAACGAAAUCAAAUACAUCGCCAGUGACCCCGAUGACAAGCAUUUCUUCAAUGUGACUGACGAGGCAGCCCUGAAGGACAUUGUUGAUGCCCUGGGGGACAGGAUCUUCAGCUUGGAAGGCACCAACAAGAACGAAACCUCCUUUGGGCUGGAGAUGUCACAGACGGGAUUCUCCUCUCACGUGGUGGAGGAUGGGAUUCUGCUGGGAGCCGUUGGCGCCUAUGACUGGAAUGGAGCUGUGCUAAAGGAGACCACUGGUGGGAAGGUCAUUCCUCUCCGAGAGUCCUACCUGAAGGAAUUCCCUGAGGAGCUCAAGAACCACGGCGCAUACCUGGGGUACACAGUCACAUCGGUCGUGUCCUCCAGGCAGGGGCGGGUGUACGUGGCUGGAGCCCCCCGGUUCAACCACACAGGCAAAGUCAUCCUGUUCACCAUGCACAACAACCGGAGUCUCACCAUCCACCAGGCCCUGCGGGGCGAGCAGAUAGGCUCUUAUUAUGGGAGUGAGAUCACCUCGGUGGACAUCGAUGGCGACGGUGUGACCGAUGUCCUGCUGGUGGGCGCACCCAUGUACUUCAGCGAGGGCCGAGAGCGGGGCAGGGUGUACGUCUACAACCUGAGACAGAACAGGUUUGUUUAUAAUGGGACGCUGAAGGAUUCCCACAGUUACCAGAAUGCCCGAUUCGGGUCCUCCAUCGCCUCCGUGCGGGACCUCAAUCAAGAUUCCUACAACGACGUGGUGGUGGGAGCCCCUUUGGAGGACAACCAUGCAGGCGUCAUCUACAUCUUCCAUGGCUUCCGUGGCCACCUCCUGAAGACGCCGAAGCAGAGAAUCGCCGCCUCAGAGCUGGCUCCUGGCCUCCAGUAUUUUGGCUGCAGCAUCCACGGGCAACUGGACCUCAGCGAGGAUGGGCUUGUUGACCUGGCAGUGGGCGCCCUUGGCAAUGCUGUGAUUUUGUGGUCCCGCCCUGUGGUUCAGAUCAAUGCCAGCCUCCACUUUGAGCCACCCAAGAUCAACAUCUUUCACAGAGAUUGCAAACGCAGCGGCAGAGACGCCACCUGCCUGGCCGCCUUCCUCUGCUUCACACCUGUCUUCCUGGCACCCCACUUCCAAACAGCAACAGUCGGCAUCACGUACAAUGCCACCAUGGACGAGAGGCGGUACACACCACGGGCCCACCUGGAUGAGGGCGGAGACCGCUACACCAACAGGGCUGCCCUACUCUCCUCCAGCCAGGAACACUGUGAGCGGAUCAACUUCCAUGUUCUGGACACCGCUGACUACGUGAAGCCAGUGACCUUCUCAGUUGAAUAUUCCCUGGAGGACCCCAACCAUGGCCCCAUGCUGGACGAUGGCUGGCCCACUACCCUCAGAGUCUCGGUGCCCUUCUGGAAUGGCUGCAAUGAGGACGAGCACUGUGUCCCUGACCUUCUGCUGGACGCCCGCAGCGACCUGCCCACAGCCAUGGAGUACUGCCAGAGGGUGCUGAGGAAGCCUGCUCAGGACUGCUCUGCAUACACGCUGUCCUUUGAUACCACAGUUUUCAUCAUAGAGAGCACGCGUCGGCGGGUGGCUGUGGAGGCCAUGCUGGAGAACAGGGGCGAGAACGCCUAUAACACAGUCCUAAAUAUUUCACAGUCAGCAAACCUGCAGUUUGCCAGCUUGAUCCAAAAGGAUGAUUCUGACGGCAGCAUUGAGUGCGUGAACGAGGAGAGGAGACUCCACAAAAAAGUCUGCAAUGUCAGCUACCCCUUCUUCCGGGCCAAGGCCAAGGUGUCUUUCCGUCUAGAUUUCGAGUUCAGCAAAUCUAUCUUCCUGCACCACUUGGAGAUCCAGCUCACAGCCGGCAGUGACAGUGACGAGGAGGAGAGCACCAAGGAAGACAACACGGCCCCCCUGCGCUUCCACCUCAAAUAUGAGGCCGACAUCCUCUUCACCAGGAGCAGCAGCCUGAGCCACUAUGAGGUCAAGCCCAAUAGCUCACUGGAGAGAUAUGAUGGCAUUGGGCCUCCCUUCAACUGCAUUUUCAAGAUCCAAAACUUGGGCUUGUUCCCUGUGCACGGGGUCAUAAUGAAGAUCACUGUGCCCAUCGCCACCAGGGGCGGCAACCGCCUGCUGAUGCUGAGGGACUUCCUCACCGACCAGGCGAACACGACCUGUAAUGUGUGGGGAAACAGCACCGAGUACCGGCAUGCCCCAAUGGAGGAAGACUUGAAUCGAGCCCCACAGCUGAAUCACAGCAACUCUGAUGUAGUCUCCAUCAACUGCAACGUGAGGCUGGCCCCCAACCAGGAAAUCAAUUUCCAUCUGCUGGGAAACCUGUGGUUGCGGUCUCUAAAAGCACUCAAGUACAAGCUGAUGAAAAUCACGGUCAACGCAGCCUUGCAGAGGCAGUUCCACAGUCCUUUCAUCUUCCGAGAGGAGGAUCCCAGCCGCCAGAUCACGUUUGAGAUCUCCAAGCAAGAAGACUCGCAGAUCCCCAUCUGGAUCAUUGUGGGCAGCACACUGGGGGGCCUCCUACUGCUGGCCCUGCUGGUCCUGGCACUGUGGAAGCUCGGCUUCUUUAAAAGUGCCAAGCGCAGGAGGGAGCCCGGUCUGGACCCCACUCCCAAAGCGCUGGAGUGAGGCUGCUGAAGAGGCUGUGAGUUGAUGGGGGCCAGGCCCAGGUGGUGUGCAGGCCCCGGCUCGGGGCCCCACGGAGCUGAAGCAGAGAUGACGCCAGCUCCUAGCUUUGCACGACCUCAUCUGAGAAACGGAGCCUGCUCCCUCUGAAGAGAACUCAAGCCAGUUUUAAGAGGGACUGCCCUACUGGGAGACCAAGGCAUCCACAACACAGAUCCUUAGAGAUUUAAAGGGGCCCCUCCCAAGGCACACCCCAAAGCCUCCCCCAGGCUCUGUGGGGGCAUUUGCUGCCCCCACCACUAAGGUGCUAGGAAGUCCUAACCAUCCCCAUCCUCAGAAGAAACCCAGAGGAAGACUGCAAAUGCCGACCCACUCCGUACAUUCCAGGCCUCCAGUUCCAGUAGGACCCAGUGGGCCAGAAGAUCUGAACUCUGGCUGUCCUCCCCUCCCCCCAUGCUGCCUCUCCCGAGUCACACCCACCCCUCCUCCAGGCAGGAGAUAGGUCCCCAGAGCUCCCUCUGAAUAACCGGAGCCCAAGGGCUUAAUGGUGACAGCUGCUGGCCAGGGAUGAAGGCUCUGGGAUGUGGAGACUGUGACAGACAGGCAGCUGCGACCCAGGAUACGGGGCGCCCCCCGCCCCGAGAUGGGGAGUCACCCUGGUGGGUUUACACUGACAGCCAGCCACCCACACUCACCCACCGUGCUCCAGACACCCGCCCCCUCCACCCUUCCCCCCCUCUCCCCGCCUCAGCUGCCGCCCCUCCCCGACGCUUUUGUUUCCAGGUACAUCCGGAAGCGUGUGGAUGACGCAAUCCCUAGGGCCCUGUAUUUCUACUGCGUCUUCCCUUGAAGCCUGCCCCGUCGCGCGGCCCGGCUGCAAGCUGGGCAGUAAGGGUAGGAGUGAGGAGCCCUCCCUCCCCAUGUCAUCCCCUCCCUACACACACACCACCUCCCAUCCCUCCCUUCUGUCCACCCGUGCCCCGGAGAAAACCCGGCUGGCUCGGCUGGUGCUGCCCACCGGUCCUGUCUGGAAUGCACUGAACAAGGCCUGUGCAAUCUCGGUGGCAAUUAUCUGAUCCGCAGGACCAUGCAUGGGACAAGUGGUACCACCAGUGAGGGCGCCCGGAGGACAAGAGGCACACCUGGUGCCCAAUGGAGUAAUUUAUGCCUUAACCUUGUUUUGAGGUAGAAAUGAAAGGGGGAUACAUCAAAGGCAUCUGUCCCCCGUUACAUAGUGCGACCUUUACUGUCGUAAAUAUUUUUAAGAAAUUAAAAAAAAAAGUGUUUAAAAAUAACCAAGGCACUGACUUCCCUUUCUGUGGGCAGAGAAGGUCCUAGCCCCCCACUCUUUUCUUUGAAGGAGAGGAGAUGGAUGAGGGACUCCCAGCUUCCUUCCCAUUAUCUAAGUAUUGGGAAAGGACUGGUCCACCAUUUGCUCCCAGAACAUCCCCUCCAAGUGGCUGCCUGGUCUGGGAUCAACAUCUCCAGCGAUGGCGCACUCCCCCCUCCCAAGACCACCCGUUCCGUCUUUGGCUAGUUUGGAUGGUGAAACCCACAAGUCACUGUAGCUUCUGCCUCUUGGUUCCAGUUCUUCCGUCAGGCCUCCCACACUCCUCCAAGCUAGCAUUUCAGUGCUGACCUUAUACGCUGACUUCAAGUUUCUUCACCUUACACAUAGGCUGUUUUUAGACCAAGUUGUCCCAUUCUAUUCUUGUGCCAUUGUAAUCCCAAGAGGCCAAAGUAGAACCUUAGAAGUUAUUUGAUUUUGUUCCCCGACUAAUGAUGCAAUCCCUAGAGCCAGAGAAGUUAAGAGGUAGUCCGAGGUCCCCGGUCAAAAUCAAGACACAUCCCAGGGCAGCUCUUACACCCUGCUGUCAUUCUAGCCCAGCCUCAAAGGGCUUAGUGAAGAAGGAGUCGAUAUAAAAGAACUCUUUAUGGGAAUAUUUUUUUCUCAAAUCGUGAAACCAAAGUCAGAAGGAAACGUUUUACAAUCAUAUUUCAUCCGCAUCAUUACCCCCAUGAAUGGAGUAACCUGGCUGGAGAAUUGAUGAACCCACACUCGAAAGUGCUUUGUUUGAUUUAGCACCAAGUCUUCUAUCAAAAACCAUCAAGUCUGAGACAGUUUUCUAUGGAAACCUGACUUUUAGAGAUUGGCAUUCACAGUUUUAAAAAUUUCCAUGUGUAACCACACUUCAGGCCAAAAAAAAAAAAAAAUGUCUGCAGGUCAGAUGCAGCCGUUAUCUUCAAGCCCUUACACUGUGUUACUCGUUUCUCUUUAUCAAGUCUCCCUUUCCAAAUUAUUUGCUCUGGCAUAUAAACAUCCAAGACUGGCCUUAAGAUGGCCAGUAAGGCAAGCAGAGAAGAUGCAUUUUAUAGGGAGCAAAGCCUCAUGGCUAAGCAGUUUCUCAGGCCUGGCUACAUAUUAGAAUCACCUGGGAGCUUUAAAAGCUAUCUAUGCAAGGGCCCACUGCAGGGAUACAGAUUUAAUUGGUUAGGAGAGGGGCAAGGCAUCGUUUUGUUUCAAAGUUCCCCUGGUGGUGAGAGUUGAAGUCAAUAGGUAGGUGAACAUCUAAGCUAGAAAACAAACAAGGGGUUAACAGGCACCAGUGACCUAUGAUGAGUAAUGGGAACUGCUCUCAUCACCAUGAUGUUGA
This is a messenger RNA of Hipposideros armiger (great roundleaf bat), 6311 nucleotides long. It is a transcript of the gene ITGA11, whose product is annotated as integrin subunit alpha 11. Gene Ontology annotation, cellular component: external side of plasma membrane; integrin complex. Gene Ontology annotation, biological process: cell-matrix adhesion; cell adhesion mediated by integrin; cell-cell adhesion. The record is from RefSeq and is a predicted model, not a curated record. Gene Ontology annotation, molecular function: integrin binding. The coding region runs from base 94 to 3660 and encodes 1188 amino acids. NCBI's taxonomy places the organism in Eukaryota, Metazoa, Chordata, Mammalia, Chiroptera, Hipposideridae. The transcript is spliced from 30 exons.